Molecule: messenger RNA, 1650 nt
Organism: Prosopis cineraria
Lineage: Eukaryota; Viridiplantae; Streptophyta; Magnoliopsida; Fabales; Fabaceae
Product: transcription factor bHLH87
Exons: 2
Coding region: 261-1514 (417 amino acids)
Biological process (GO): regulation of DNA-templated transcription
Molecular function (GO): protein dimerization activity; DNA-binding transcription factor activity
Source: RefSeq, a predicted model, not a curated record
GCUCCAUAGCCCAGUACUCAAAGUUCAAUUAUCAAAUCUGACAUAAGCUUUGGUUGUUUUUCUUUUUUCAUUACAGAUUUCAACAAAUUCUGAACCAAAAAAAACUCAUAUGUAUCAAAGAGUUGGGUAUCAAUAUCUUCUGCUCUGUUUCUUGCAUUGAAGACUCAAACCGAGUUUCCUGAAUUGGCUCGCUCUUGGAUUCAUAUUCUGGUGUUGACAGCAGCUGGAUCUGGAACUGAAGUUAUAUAGAGCACUGAUCAAUGGAUGGUCUGAGUUGGGAUGCCUUACACGCUGCGGAGAACUUACCUAUAUUGUGGAGCAAUUUAGAGCAGCAAGAGCUUGAAGCAAACUUGAAUCCAAGCUUUCCUAAUAAUUCAAUGCAACAGAUGCAGAAGCAGGCUCAAACAGGUCAUCAUCAUCACCUGUAUCCAAGUUCUGAAAGAGAAGUGAUCAAAGAGAUGGCUCAAUUAUCAGAAGCAGAAGCAGAAUUAGCAGCUAGAACCAGUUCAAAGACAAGUCUAUCACAGCUAGUAGGUGGGUCCAGCUGGGUUGGUGGAUCUUACAGAAUGAAUAACCCAUUUGGUAAUUUUGAUCCUCCAGAAUUCAACAUGGCCCACCAACAUCCACAACUUGUCAAUAAUGGCUCACAAAAUGGUACCUUCUCUGCUGAGUCACUGGAUUGCUUGUUCUCAGCUACAAAUAGCAACACAGACGCAUCUGUAGAAGAUGAUGGAGUCUCCAUGAUCUUAUCUGAAUGCAGAAGAUCAAACUUAUGGAGCUUUAGUCAUAACAAUGGAGGAAGUGAAUCUGAGAGCACUACCAACGCUGAUCAUGAAACAUUAUCUCAAGGUUCCUCAGAUCUUUAUGCAAAUCAAGGAAUAAAAAUUGCAGAAUCCACCAAGGCCAAGUGUUCAAAAAGGAGCAUUGAUGAUGCUUUAGAUCAAUAUCCCUACUUCAGCAUUGAAGAAGGUGGUUCAAGUUCAUUCAGGCUCGUUAAGGAGAACAACAACAAUAAUCCACCAAAACCCAAACGACCCAGAUGGGAUUCCAAGCCUCCAUCUUCUUCAAACAUCAAUUUCAAGCAGCCCCAUUCAUCAUCAUCUUCCAUGGAAGAACCAGACCCAGAUGCCAUAGCACAAAUGAAAGAGAUGAUAUAUAGGGCUGCAGCAUACAGGCCUGUGAAUUUAGGAAUGGAGGUGGUGGAGAAGCCAAAGAGGAAGAAUGUGAGGAUAUCAACAGAUCCUCAAACUGUGGCUGCAAGGCUGAGAAGGGAGAGAAUAAGUGAAAGAAUCAGGGUUUUGCAGAAAUUGGUUCCUGGUGGAAGCAAGAUGGACACUGCUUCAAUGCUUGAUGAAGCUGCAAAUUACCUCAAGUUUCUAAGAUCACAAGUGAAGGCAUUAGAGAGUCUAGGAAACAAAGUCGAGGCUAUGAAUUGUCCUCCUACUAAUAUUGCCUUCUCUUUUAACCCUUCUUUUCCCAUGCAGUUUAACCCUAGCUACCACAUCCAACGUUGAACUUCGAAGUCAUGAUUGAUUAUCUGCUUUUAAUGUUGUAGCUAGUAACAAUAGCAGAUGAUCACUUUCAUUUUCUAUGCCAAAAUCUGCAAGAAAAUUCCAAUGAAUGAUAUGUGAUGUUAGUUUCCCUUGCCAC